Messenger RNA from Zea mays, 2165 nucleotides. Its product is annotated as DEAD-box ATP-dependent RNA helicase 51. The transcript is spliced from 12 exons. The record is from RefSeq and is marked provisional. Bases 88 to 2037 code for a protein of 649 amino acids. Gene Ontology annotation, molecular function: nucleic acid binding; RNA helicase activity; ATP binding. Lineage: Eukaryota; Viridiplantae; Streptophyta; Magnoliopsida; Poales; Poaceae.
CGCCGUUACCCGCUGGUCCUAAAACCCUAGCGAAGGCGAGCCUUCCACUUCCCUCAACCUGCCGCCGCCACCGCCACCGCCGCCGCCAUGUGCCCAGCAGCGGCGACCACGAGCUCCGCCAAGCCGUCGAAGAAGCGGAAACAGCCCGUCAUAGCGCCGCCGGAGUCGGACUCUGAGGAGGAAUCUGUCUACGACACUGCCUCCGACGAUGACGAGGAGGAAGAGGAGACGCAGGAGUUAGAGAGUGAGGAUGUAGACGAGGAGGUGGAGGAGGGGAGCGAGGGCGGCGAGGAAAAUGAAAUUGGUGACGAUAGCGAGGUGGAAGAAGAGGAGGUGAAGGAGAAAAAAGAAAAGGAGGAGACGGUGAAGGAGAAAAAGGAAAAGAAGGACAUGAAGCAAGAGGGAAAGAAGGCGAAGAAGCAAGAGGAAAAGAAGGCGAAGAAGGACAAGAAGGAAGAGGAAAAAAAGGUGAUGGAGGACAAGAAAGAAGAGGAAAAGAAGGCGAAGAAGAAGAGCGAGGGGAGUGGAAUCCUGUCUAACAAGCUCUUCUCGGAGCUCCCCCUCUCUGAGCUCACUGCCAAGGCCAUCAGAGAGAUGAACUACACCCACCUCACCCAGAUUCAAGCUAGAUCAAUACCACAUCUGUUGGAGGGGAAUGAUGUGAUGGGCGCAGCCAAGACUGGCUCUGGGAAGACUCUUGCAUUCCUUAUACCAGCGAUUGAGAUGCUAUAUCACACACACUUCUCACCGAGGAAUGGGACUGGAGCUAUUGUGGUUUGCCCGACACGGGAACUUGCUAUCCAGACACACAAUGUUGCCAAGGAGUUAAUGAAAUAUCACUCACAAACUCUCGGAUAUGUCAUUGGUGGUAAUAAUCGAAGAAGUGAGGCUGAUCAGCUUGCAAAGGGGAUCAAUUUAUUAGUUGCUACCCCAGGCAGGCUUUUGGACCAUCUACAAAAUACCAAGAGUUUCAUAUACAGAAGGCUAAAGUGCCUUGUCAUUGAUGAAGCCGAUCGCAUACUUGAGCAAAACUUUGAGGAAGACAUGAAACAAAUAUUUAAACGCCUUCCCCAGAAUAGGCAGACUGUUCUUUUUUCUGCUACACAAACUCCAGAGGUUGAAAAAUUUGCUAAACUGUCAUUUGAGAAAAAUGAAGAAAGUAAAAAAAAACCUGUUUAUGUUGGAGUUGAUGAUGAUAAGUCAAAGGCUACUGUUGAAGGCCUGCAGCAGGGUUAUUGUGUCAUUUCUAGCGAUAAAAGGUUCUUGGUUCUGUAUGCUUUCCUAAGAAAGAAGCGGAAUAAGAAGAUAAUGGUGUUCUUCUCAUCAUGUAAUUCAGUAAAGUUCCACGCUGAACUUCUGAAUUUCCUUGGGAUAGAGUGUUCUGAUAUCCAUGGAAAACAGAAGCAACAGAAGCGAACUACUACAUUCUUUAGCUUUUGCAAGGCAGAAAAGGGCAUCUUAUUGUGCACUAAUGUGGCUGCCCGUGGACUUGAUAUUCCUGACGUGGAUUAUAUCUUGCAAUAUGACCCUCCAGAUGAACCAAAGGAUUACAUUCACAGAGUUGGUCGUACCGCACGUGGUGAGAAAGGCAAAGGAAGUGCAUUGCUGUUCUUACUACCAGAAGAACUGAAGUUUCUAAUUUACCUGAAGGCGGCCAAGGUUACCCUGACGGAAUAUGAGUUCAAUCAGAAGAAUGUGCCAAAUUUGCAAUCGCAGCUUGAGAAUAUUGUUGGUGAGAAUUACUUUCUGAACCAGUCUGCCAAAGAAGCCUACAGAUCCUACGUUUUGGCAUAUGACUCUCACUCUAUGAAAGACAUUUUUAAUGUCCAUCAACUUGAUCUGCAGAAAGUAGCUGCGUCAUUCGGUUUCAAGAAUCCCCCGAAAGUGAACCUGGACCUGGAUAGCAGUGCGGCGAAGCAUCGGAAGAAGAUGAGGAGAGUAGACGGUGGGAAGAGGCAUGGCAUCAGCGCUUCGAACCCGUACGGGAGGAAGGACAAAGGCGGUGCCGGCGAUAAACGACAGUUGGCGAGAUUCUAGAAAGGAAGGAAGAGCAGGAGCGUUUCACUAUUGUUGUGUUCGUACCAGGGCUUUGAUUGAUGUUACCUGGCUUGGGAAAAAUCUUGACAGGCCACUAAGAUUGGCUAUAAAUUUUGGGUUGUCUUGAU